AUGAGCGACAUCAACACCUUAACAUUUGAAGUCGACCCGAUGAGUUGUUCAGGAUGUACAAAGUCGAUUGAAAAGGCAUUAAAAAAUCUUGGGGGUAUGGAUGAAAUUAACUUUGAUCUUGAAACUAAGAAUGUACGAGUCAAAACCACAAAAUCAUCCCAAGAAAUAAUUGAAGCCAUCGGAAAAACGGGGAAGACGGCCGUAUUGAAAUGA
This is a messenger RNA of Funneliformis mosseae, 213 nucleotides long. The record is from the annotation of a GenBank genome assembly. NCBI's taxonomy places the organism in Eukaryota, Fungi, Glomeromycota, Glomeromycetes, Glomerales, Glomeraceae.